Messenger RNA from Dovyalis caffra, 471 nucleotides. Lineage: Eukaryota; Viridiplantae; Streptophyta; Magnoliopsida; Malpighiales; Salicaceae. The record is from the annotation of a GenBank genome assembly.
AUGAAUAGUACUCCAAUGGCCACUGCUCUCUUUCUUGCCUCUGCUUUCAUUGGUCUUAUAGCCAUUAAUGCCGCUCAAGCACGAAGUUUACCAGCUGGUAACAAACUUCUUCUUAUAUUCAACCCACCACUACCACGACGGCCACCACCUCAAACUCAGCUAUCUUCCCCAAAAUCCAAGGAAUUUACUGGCAAUAAUGAGAAGUUGGCUUUGCAGCCACCACAGAAGAUGACUAUUUAUGAAGGGACCUUGAUUUCACCUCCAACGCCAGCAUCACCAAAAGGCCAGCAUGAGAUCGAAGAGAUUCCAUGUAAUGAUGGGUGCAUAUCUAUGAUUACAGAUUUGUGGAGGCCUCUUCCAGGCAAAUAUACUCCUCCAUAUGUAGCACCUCCUGUUGUUCAAAUAGCCCUUGAUCUUGAGCCAAUACUGCAUGAAAGAUCACCUCCAAGGCAAUACCUGCUUUCAGCUUGA